Molecule: messenger RNA, 1146 nt
Organism: Paramecium sonneborni
Lineage: Eukaryota; Ciliophora; Oligohymenophorea; Peniculida; Parameciidae
Source: the annotation of a GenBank genome assembly
AUGUAUAGAUCAUCCUAUUAUGAAUCUGAUUAAAAAGAUAUAAUAAUAGCAUAAUUAAAAGCAGAUAUUUAUGAGGCUCAAAAAUAAUAAGAUGAAUUAGAAUAGCUUGAAUAAGAGAUGGGAAAAUGGGAAGUUAAAAUCAAAAUGGCUAAUGAAGAAAAAGUUUAUAUUAUAUUGUUAUUUGUAGUUAAUUAUAGAACAUGAAAAUAAAUAGAAGCAUGAACAAUGUAUUGCUUAAAUUUAAAUGAUGACUUAAGAAAUAAAUUAACUAUCAAAAAUUUUGAAAGAAAGACAUUUAGAUUAGGAAAGAUAAAUUUUAUAAUAAAAAGAAUUAGAAGAGAUUAAUGAUUAAAGAUAACUUGAAAUAUAAUAGGCAAGAAAAUUUUUAAAUAAAUUAUCAGAUUAAGUUAUUUAAGAGACAUCUAUUAUAGAAAAUCUACAAAUAAAACUUGAAGAAUUUGAAUAAGAGAGUUACAAUGCAGAAAAAAAAAAUUCAGAGCUAAAUAGAAAAUUAAAUGAAAUUUAGUAAAAGAAUAAGAAAGUUGAAUAAGAUUGUUAAAUUUUACAAAAUCAAUUAAUAUAAUUAUAGUAAAGUGAUUAUGAAUAAGAAAUAAUUAAAGUAAGUUAUAAAAAAUAGAUUAGUAUUAAUAACAAUUAGCCUAUACUAAUGAAUAAAUAAAAAAAAUAGAUUCUGAAUUUUAAUUGGAAAAAUAGAAUAAAAAAUCAACUGAGUAACAAAUAAGUCGUAUGAAUCAUGAUUUACAAUAAAAUGAGGUAGAUCUAUAGAAAUAAAGAAAAUUUCUGAUGAUGGAAUAAUAGAAAAAGGAUGAAUUGAAUAAGAAAAAGAUAUAAUUAUAGAAAAUUUAAGUCCAUCGAUAAGAAUAAUAUUCUUAAGCUGAUUAAGAGCUAAAUAAGACUAAGAUGGACAAUGAAACCAUUAUCAAUGAUAAUAAUUGUUAUAAAAAUAAAUUGAAAUAACUUUAAACACAUAUAGAUGUUUUAAUGAAAGUAAAUUAGGAAUUAGUAAAUGAAUUAGAAUAAUAUUGUGGAGAUGAUUAGAAAAUCAAAUAAAUUGUAAAUAGAGCUGCAAGAGUAAAAGAAUUACAAUUAAGGAUAGCUUAAGGUAAUCGACUAUUCAAAAAAUGA